UCCGAUUCGAAAGCAACGAAAUGAAAUCCUUUUGCGGAAGUUUGUUAUUUGCCCUUUUGGUCGGAGGAAGUUGGGCGGCUCCGCAUGGAGGACAUGCCACCAGCUACAGUUCGGUGACCAAGCACGAAGAGCCCAUCCACAAGAGCCACGGAUAUGGAUACGAUCACGAUGUGAUCAGUGCCUAUGGAGGAAACUACGGUCAUGGUUAUCCGAGUGUCGGCUAUGCCGGCUACGGGUAUGGAUAUGACAAGCACGAAUCCCACCACUAUCCCAAGUAUCAGUUUGACUACGGCGUCAAGGAUGCCCACACCGGCGACCAGAAGAGCCAGUGGGAAGUCCGGGAUGGCGACAAGGUAAAAGGCAGCUACUCCCUCAAGGAAUCCGAUGGAACCACUCGAGUGGUCGAAUACACUGCCGACGAUCACAACGGGUUCAAUGCCGUGGUAAAGAAACUGGGCCAUGCCCACCAUCCUCAGGUUUACCACAAGGGCUACGGACAUGGCGAUAUCUAUGGAGCCGACUACGGUUACGGUCACGAUGUGGCGCACUACGGCGGAUAUGGACACGGAGGACACGCCAGUAGCUACGUGAGCGUAAAGCAAUUGCACUGAUUCAAGGACCUCGAUGUGGACUUACGGAAACGAUCUGAACCAAAAUAAUAUUUAACAAUGCAACACAUUUACCUGACUAAAGCAACCAUUUUACACAUGUAGUCUUAAUAUAUUAUUAUUGAAAUACAUAAGCAUAAAUGCUUAGAGAAAAUA
Messenger RNA from Drosophila eugracilis, 764 nucleotides. It is a transcript of the gene Cpr76Bb, whose product is annotated as cuticle protein 8. The transcript has a single exon. Gene Ontology annotation, cellular component: extracellular matrix. NCBI's taxonomy places the organism in Eukaryota, Metazoa, Arthropoda, Insecta, Diptera, Drosophilidae. Bases 21 to 611 code for a protein of 196 amino acids. The record is from RefSeq and is a predicted model, not a curated record.